Diachasmimorpha longicaudata is the source of this 6155-nucleotide messenger RNA. RefSeq lists its product as uncharacterized. The transcript is spliced from 17 exons. Gene Ontology annotation, cellular component: cytoplasm. The record is from RefSeq and is a predicted model, not a curated record. Gene Ontology annotation, biological process: intracellular signal transduction; cyclic nucleotide biosynthetic process. Gene Ontology annotation, molecular function: adenylate cyclase activity. NCBI's taxonomy places the organism in Eukaryota, Metazoa, Arthropoda, Insecta, Hymenoptera, Braconidae. Bases 357 to 5501 code for a protein of 1714 amino acids.
GUGAGUUCAAUGGGAUCAAUGAACACUGGAAUCUCUGUAUUAUCAGCCGACUGCAUGACAGCUAACGCCGAUAUGAACAAUAUUUCGGCCAAUAUUAACGAUUGGAAACGAUAUCACUCAUUAUAUUUUUUAUUUCUUGCUUUCAGACAUGUACAUUUUUGUAUCAACCCGUCUCGAAAGCAUUUGUUUCUCAUUAACCGGUCGGAAAUUAUUCAUCUUUAACUAUAUUUUUUAAAGUAUCAAUUUUUUUAAAAUAUAGGUCUAGGUUCAAGUAUUAAGAUCGCUAGCUUUUUAAGAUGUAUUGGCCAUCAUUAUCGUUCACUCUAAAACGAAACAUCUGAGAUUGCAGAAAUAAGAUGGCUAAUGAUGCUCGUACCAGUGUAAAGAGAAACCGAACUUCCGCACUGGUAAGGAUAGAGAAACAUACUGAAAUAUUUGCGACUAUGUGUCCCGAUGAAAUACUGGAAUUUUAUGGAGAUUAUGGCACCAGAGCUUAUUACACUACCUUGAUGCUUGGAGAUGUUUCAGGUUUUACAGAACUGACCGAAAAAUACACGAAUUCAGGGAAGGGAGGUCCCUCGAAACUGACAGAGACUCUAAACAGUUACAUAGGUCCAAUGGUCCAGGAAAUACUCUCUCACCACGGAGAUGUCCUGAAAUUUUCUGGAGAUGCAUUCAUAGUCAUGUGGAAAUUGCAUGAGGGGACAGUGAUGAGGGAUCUAGCUUCUGAAGCGGUGCAAACAGCUUGCAUCAUUCAAAAGCACUUCGGAAAAUACGAGACCGACGUUGGAGUGACCCUCCGAGUUAAAUUGGCGAUAGCGUCUGGAAGGACGUACUUCACGUCCAUCGGCGAUCCCCGGAAGAUUUCUCACUAUAUCAUCACUGGACAGCCGGUUUGGGACGUUAAAUUGGCUGAGGGUCUUUGCAAAGGCGGUGAUAUUAUCGUCGCCCCCAGCAGUUGGCAAUGGGUCGACCCAAGUGAAUAUGUAUUCAAAAUCCUUCCUGAUGGAGUACAUACUCUCAUCCUCUCAUGUAACCUUAUGUUAGAUCAGGCCAAAGGGAUCUAUGAGGACAGUGAUAUCGCCGUAAACACUGAUACGAAGUCAGAUCAAAAUAGUGAGAGGCUCUUCCCUAAGCUAUCUGUCCUCAAUCACAUUGGUCCUGAUACCUUGCGGACAAUGAGGAGAAAUCGCAGUGAAAUGAAAACGUUCUCUUCACCUUUUAACACAGACUAUACUCUCAGACCUAAAGUCAUUGAAGUGACCCAGCAGCGAUUGAAAGAUGAACUUCAAAGCUACGUAUUGAGACCUGUCGUGAGAUCUGUCGAAUUGGAUGAGCCCUUAGAAUAUUUAACAGAAAUGCGACAAGUUGUCAUUAUUUUUCUUAAUGUCGUUACGGCUAAUAUCUCACCGAGAAAACUUAUCUCCUUAGUAAAUGAUAUUUACAAACUCACUUGUGGAAUUGUCAGUGGAAUGCAAGGAUGUGUUAAUAAAACCUCCCUCUUCGACAAAGACCUCAUGUUCCUCUGCAUCUUCGGUCUCCGCGGGGAUAAACACGAAUUCGAGUCCCAAAUCGGACUUCGGUGUGCAGCGAAAUUGAAAAACGAGUUGAACAAUGUGAAGGGGAUUAAAUCUGUGACAAUUGGAGUGACAACCGGAAUGACCUACUGCGGAGUCGUUGGGCACGUUCUGCGUCGAGAGUACACAGUAAUUGGAAUGGCUGUUAACAAAGCUGCGAGAUUGAUGGUUGCCUACAACAAUAAAGUUGUCUGCGACCGGGAGAGCUUUCUCCACUCGAGACUCCAAGCGAGACAUUUCAUGCUGCAGGAGCCCAAGGACCUCAAAGGAAUUACUCAUGUUGGACCCAUAUACGAAUUUUUAGAGAAGUCAAAACCCGACGAUACCGAACUGAUUUCCAAUCUAUAUCCAUUACUAGGACGAGAAAUAGAGAUGAAAUUAUUUAAACUGAUGUUCGCUGAUGUAAGAAAGAAUUUUAAAUCGAAGUCUAAAGGAAAUCAAUCAAAAAAAUCGCUUAACGUUCUGAUCAUUCGGGGUGAACCGAGAAUCGGAAAGUCCCGACUACUCGAUGAAAUAUCUGGAGAAAUUCCCAAGGACAUUGCCUGCAAUUACAUUAAUCUCAUCACAGCUGAUAAAGAGACACCUUUCGGUCUCAUUCACCUCAUCUUCAGCGCUCCCCUCCAAUUCACGGCCUCGACGACCUCCCAGACCCGUGAGAAUACUCUCCUUUACCACCUGAAAUUUCUCCGCUACCCCGAGUUCCUCUGCGCCCUCAACCCCGUCUUCAACGUCAAAUAUCGAGUGUCCUCCUACUACCUAAACCUCACGUUCUCCGACCGCCGAUCGAUUCUUCAAAAGCUAAUCUUCAAACUCGCACAAUCCUGCUUCACCCAUCCCUGGGUCGUGAUAACAGACGACGCUGACAACGCCGACAGUGAGUCCCUCUCCCUCCUCCCCACCAUCAUCGAGCACGAGAACAUUUUCUUCGUCUUCACAUUCGGCGAGAUGGAGAUAACCGAUCGUAAGCGCCAGAUCUCCAAAAUCCUAGAGAAAGCAAAAAUAAUUGACCUAAUGGGUUUGGACAAGUGGUUCCAUGCAGGUUUAGCCUGUCAGCUGCUGCAUGUCUCAGCCAUUCCUGCGGAACUGGAGAAGGUGAUCCAGGAGAAAAGUAUGGGGAAUCCUGGAUGGAUUGAGAGCUAUCUGUUGAGUCUACUACAAAUUGGGGGUAUUCAAUUGAAUCAGAUCCCCAAGAAUCGUCUGAAGGAGACGGGCCUUGUGGCUCCCCCAGCCAUAAUGUUGGAACAAAGGAACCGAAGUAACAUCUACAACGGUGAAACUGAUGAGACCAUUGAUGAGCCAACUGACGGCUGGAGGAUGUAUCAAGCUACUUACGGAGAGAGUUACAUUUGUGUCGACCAUAAAAAGGAAUUUACUACUGAUGAUGAUGAUGGUGAGGCACCGCCAGAGGAUGGUAAUCAUCACGAAAGACAAUCAGAUCCUAUGCGAAAUCAGGAAAGGUCAUCAAAAAACCAGAUCCAUGAUUAUCAGAGACAGGGGGAGAAUGUAGGUCAUCGGCAGGCAUCAUCAGAAGCCUUCGAAGAUAAUCCCAGAAGCUCAAAUCGCAUCAGUGACAUCCCAUAUGACGAGACAUCACCAGAUCUAGCUGAUAAACCAGACUCAAUUGAUGUCUGCCUAGUUCCCAACAUUUCAAUCCUAGAUGAAGUUACGCCAGAAGUUACGAUGGACGUAUUGAUCCUCAAACUCUUUGACUCACUCACUCCUCUUGAUCAAUACCUUCUGAAAUGCGCAGCAGUGCUGGGAGAGACUGUCGACAGGUCAAUGCUGGAGAAAUUAAUGGUCGAAUCGUCUGCUUAUGACGUAGCUGUUGCAGUUGUCAAUUUGUUUAAUAUGAGAAUUUUGGGGUGCGCUGCUGGUGAUUUCGCCAGGAGUAAUGCGCCCAUAAUGUUCUUUAGAAACAUCAAGAGCCCUCAUCUGGGAACUGAGAUCAAGUGUGCAUGUCCCAGGGUCGGAGGUAGAACGGGGCUGGAUGGCUUCCCGGUGUACGCUGAUUGUCGCCUGAUGAGGUUCAAGAUUGCUAAAUUCAGAGAGACGACGUACCGGUUAUUAACGGAGUACCAAAAAAUCGAGCUACAUAAGAAGGCGUUGAAGUACCUCCAGAGGAACACUCGGAGGUGUGGCCCCUGUGGAAAAGGGUUUUUCACGAAGUUGAUGGGGAAAGUCUAUGAGGAAAAUGGUAGGGAGUCGAAGAGGAUGAUAAAUGAUUAUGAGGAACUAUCGGACUUCGGUGAGGGGACCUCCGAUGUUACCGAUAGAGACGAUCCUGCACAGCGGAAAAUGGGGAGACGGACUUCGUUGGUUCUCAGCCAUUCGGUGGGACUGGUGAUCCCCAAUACCUUUGAGACCGUCGAUUUCAGGGAUUGUCAGUGCAAUUUGAUUCUGAUUAAUGCUUAUGCACAAAUUUUGGAACAUUGUAGGGGAAUUGACAGGAAGGACAAGACUCUUACGACUAUUCUGGAAUUUGUGGAGGUUCUGUUGGAGACCUGCAACGUGGCUUAUGCUACUAAACUGCUUUGCGAUGCUGAGGAGAUUCUGGGACAGAUUUUCAAAGGGGAUGAAGAUGAAUUGGUGAGGUUUCCUCUUCUGAAAGCGAAGAUCAGGACUCUCCAAGGCAAGUGUCAUCUUCAGAUCCGGCUUGUGGAUGAGGCGUUGAAGUGUUUUGCAGAUGCUGUGGAAACGUUGAGAUACGAUUUCCCGAAGACAACACCCAUGAUCAAUAUUAAGUCAAAAAUACUUCUAGGAUAUCAGAAAGUCAUGCUGAGGUACUGGGGCAAGUACUUAGUGGGAAUGGACGAGGGAGAUGCUGCGGAUUAUAAUGAUCAACUGGCCAUAUGUCUCUCGCAAUUAUUUAUCGUUUUCAGGAUGAAAGAAAUGCACGAUCAUGCAAGACUGGCCGCAAUCUGGAGUCUGAAUUCCGCAUUAACAUCAAAUAAUAAUUUUGUGACGAUGUGCCAUGCAUUUGCUAAUAUGAUAAUCAUUGCUGAUAAUUAUCAAUACCAAAGUAUGAUUCCCUGGCUCGAAAACAGUGGAAUAUCGUUCUGCAAUCAGAGAGUAGAUGCCCUAGAACUUCAAGAAUUAACAGCAAUUAUUGAAUUGUACACAAACAUUUCUUUCUCCCGAUUACUCAGAGAAGAAAGAGUGCAAGCUAUUCACCUAGGAAAUAUUGCUAUGAGAUUGGCAAGAACUGUUAAAUCCGUGAGACAAGAAUUGAUGAUUUUUCCAAGAAUAAUACAGUCACUGAUGGUUGAAAAGAAAAUCGAGAAAAUCGUGUCAUUGAUGGGAGAGUUAGAAUCAAUAUCUAAUUCUAUCAUCGAUCAAUCCGGUCGUUUAUGGUACUACGCUUUCUGUAUUGAUCUGCAACUGGACUGUGGGAUUACCAUAACUCAUUUUAACGAGUGCGAGAAAUUUUAUCAGAGAGAGGGAGAGCCUGAACUUCAUUUGAAUGAUCCCGAAGCAAAGAAAAGAUUCUUCACGUCCAUGUGGCUUUGGUGUGUGAGGAUGGGUGACUGGGAACGAGCUAUUAUCUGGAAACAGAGGCGAGUCUCCAUCAAUUACUCAAUCCAUGAACUGAAUGUGCUGACUGGAGUAACUGCUUUAAAAAAUCUGGAGGGACUCAUCAUUUAUUACGUGCACAAGAAGGAUAGUCGAAACUCGAAAGCAAUGAGAGAUACGUUGUUAGAGAUAGAACGACAGUUCAAGAUAGCUGGAAAGAUCAAGAGAUUCAUAAAAGUCUGUAUCUUCAGAUAUACUCUAUUGAGGGCUUAUUUUUACAUGGUGCGAGGUCAAUUCAGGAUGGCUAUGAAACAAUUCGAUAAGUUCAAGACCUUUCGAACCGAUGGAGAACACAAUUUGUUAGCCUCGUGGGCUGAAUACUGCAAGAAAGUAAUAAUUCAUUUUUUUAUAUAAAACAAUGUCCAUUGAAUAUCAUUUAUUCAAAAAAGUACAUUAUAGCGGAAUUAUUCACUGAAAUAUGCCCAAAAUAAUGAAAUGUUAUCAAACUUCUUCGACUUUGUCUCCCCAACAUCCCAAUAACUGGAUAUGAUCGAAUAGCUAUCGCGGCCCAGAUGUCGUUCAGGAGAUGUCAAUACACAAACUCAAUUGUUCUAGGUCUGGACAAAUUCUCCAAAUCGCCAGGAGACUAUUUGGCAAAAGACAUGUUUCAAGAAUGAUAACACAAAUUCGAUAAUUUACUACGCCCUGCCUCUCCCCAAAAACGUUCGAAAAUCACUCGCAAAAAAAAAAUCAACAAAAAAAUUUCAUCCGAUAUCAUCCAAAGGUUCUCGUGAAGUGACGACCAGCAAUAGUGACUCUCAAUAAACUAACGUUUGUAUUUUAUUCGAUAUUAUAUACACAGUGUAAUAAACCUUAAAAAAUUACCACAGUCUCUUCUUCGUCUGUGAUACAGAAGUUAAAAUCCAGGUUUUCUUCUCUGGCUUGAGAAUUUGCGCCUGCUUGUGCCUGGGGUGAGUAUGACACCGAACUGUCAAUCGUCCCUUGUCCCAGAAGAAGAAGCAGUCAUUGCAACGAAGUUUUAGACGUACUUUGUACUUCAAGCCACAG